AUGCGGAGCCCAAGUUCCACUGGGAUUGUCAGGGCAGACGGUGAAGGUUUGGGGAUCAGCCACAAUCCUGAUGAAGGACAGGUGCAGCAUUCAUUGCAAACCGUGCUUCGAGCCGAGGCCGCGUACCUCCCUAGAGAUACUUCUCCCUCCAUUGGCGCACGGGCCCAAGGUUCUGACGUGCAUGGGCACGUAACACCCGUUGAGGAACAUGCACCUUACGGAGGCACUGGGAACGAGACGCCGAACGCAUCUUCUUUAUUGAAGGCAAUUUUAGGACUGUGGCCACCGCUGCAUGAAUUUCCGCGGUGGUAUUGGUCUCGACUAACAGGCUACGAUCGAUCUAAGAAAAUGUUUGGUUUUUUCCUUCGUGGGAUUUAUUGGUGA
This is a messenger RNA of Trypanosoma rangeli, 384 nucleotides long. RefSeq lists its product as uncharacterized. The transcript has a single exon. The record is from RefSeq and is a predicted model, not a curated record. The coding region runs from base 1 to 384 and encodes 127 amino acids. NCBI's taxonomy places the organism in Eukaryota, Euglenozoa, Kinetoplastea, Trypanosomatida, Trypanosomatidae.